This is a messenger RNA of Paralichthys olivaceus (Japanese flounder), 857 nucleotides long. The record is from RefSeq and is a predicted model, not a curated record. NCBI's taxonomy places the organism in Eukaryota, Metazoa, Chordata, Actinopteri, Pleuronectiformes, Paralichthyidae.
UAUUCUACACUGCAGAAUCCUUUCACAAUAAAAGCCCUGUUCCUGUUAGGUCACCCAAAGACUAGAGCGUUUGUGACUCAUGGUGGCACUAACGGUUUGUAUGAAGCUGUGUAUCACGCCGUGCCAGUGGUCGGAAUCCCACUGUUCGCAGAUCAGCCAGAUAACCUUGCCCGCCUCAGUCGCCGUGGAGCCGCUGUCGUCCUCGACUUCAACAGUCUGACGUCCGACAUGCUGAGGCAGGCGCUGCAUGAUGUCAUCAACCAGCCAGGCUACAAGUCCAGCAUGCAGCAUCUGUCGGAUGUGCAUCAUGAUCAGCCGGUGGCGCCGCUGAGCACUGCCGCAUUCUGGGUGGAGUUUGUGAUGCGACACGGAGGAGCGCGACACCUGCGGCUGGCAUCACAUGACCUGAACUGGGUCCAGUACCACAGCCUGGACAUUGCUGCUGCCCUGCUGGUUGUGAUGAUGAUCACCGGUGCCCUCUGCUGGGCGGGCAUCCGCUGUUUCCUGAUUCGCUGCAGACGAGGACGACGAGAAAAGAACGACUGAAGAUUUAACUUCCUCGUAAAUUUUCAUGUUAUUUGUUUGAAUUUAUCUGUAAAAUAAGACAUCUGAUCACAUGACAAAGACAAAAACUCAAAGUCGAUUUCAGGUUUUUAUUUUAUACAAAAUCAAGCAUAGGCUCCGCCCCCUCCGUACACAAACAGGAAAUAAAGUUUUAAUCUUCAAAUGUUACAAUAGAGACAAAAACUGAUCAAUUCAACCGGCUGCUGAUCAAUAAACAUCAAUCACAAGCAGCGGAGUUUCUCCAGUUGGAGGCGAUUACAAGAUGAAAAUGUAAACUUAAAAAAAAAGUUGUG